AAUCAAUGAUAUAAGAUUCAUUAUUUGCUGAAUCCUUUUGGAAUCCAAUUUCACUCUAUUCAUUUUAAAAUGAUGAUGAUUAUGAUGUAUAAAUUUAGAUUUCCUUUAAUUUAGGUAUUUUAACUAUACUAUGGAAACACCUCAGUAUUAAUAAGAGUCAUCUAAGGGUAAUUAUUAGCCAGUAGUAAAUAAAUCGAUUUAUUGCAAACAUACAUUACGUUAGAUGAGAAAGGAGUAACACUUUAAAAUCUCUUCGGAUAAAUUACAUACACAGGAACAUAAUUAUAGUAGUUUUAUGAACUCAUUAAUAAAUAUUGUAUGCAUUUAGAUAUUCACAAUUAUUAUGUCUUUGAGAAAUAAACUCAUAACUUACAUAAUUUUGAGGUAUAAUUAAAGGUAUAUAAUUAGAUUUUUCAAUCCAGAGAUAAAAUGACAGCCAUUUAAAAGUCAAUUAAAAAGUAUUCAAAAAAAUUAGGAAAAUUGUAUUUGAAGAAUAUUGUCAACAAUUCAAAUUAUGAAUAUUUAUUUGAAGAUGACGAAUAUUUGUAUUUGGUCAUACCAUAUUUAAAUGGACAAAAAAUUAACAAUUUAUUUUUUGAACAGUCCCUGUUUGGAUUACUUAAAUUAUUAUAUAAGUAUCACAACCAAGGAUUCAUUUUGACUAGUUUUUCUGUAAGUAUAUAUAUUUAUUUUAGGAAUCAAACACUAUAUUGUUGGAUGAAAAUUAUAAUAUGGAAAUACUGGAUAAUUCUUUAGUCAAGAGAAUUACUUAAGAUUAUCAAAAAGAUAUAUCACAAGAUGUUUUAAUCAUCAAAAAUUAUUUAAUAUAAAAGUAAUAUAACUAAUAUACUUCAGAUUUCCCAAUAAAGUUGAUACCAUCUAAGAAAUUUUAAAUAUAAAGAUAAACUCAGUCCAAGAAUUACUAUUUAACUCUAUUUUUAUUAGCUACUUUGGUGAGAGUAACUUUUAUGUGUUCUUAAAUGCUUAACCAUAUCAAAAGUUAAAUUUUCUCUCUUCUAAUACAUAAUUAAACUUACUUGAAACUUUUAAUACUAUUAGAUCAAGUGUAAUGGACUCAUCUGAUGAAUCAGAAGAUAACUAAUAAAUUAAUCAGUUUAAUUUUUUCCAAUCCUAAUUUCAAGAUUCCCCCAUGCUUUCCCCUAAACUCAAACCUAAACAUUAAUCAAGAUUAUCAAGUAGAUAAGUUGUACUAGAAACGCUAUUAAAUGAACAUAUAAUCACACCUGAAUAAUUCUAACAAUUUUAUAAAGAAGAAGAUUUUCAAAAUGAACAAGAAAUUAAUGAAUUUAGUGAAAUGCUCUCUAAAGAAAUUGAAAAUUCUUAAUUAACAACUCCUAUUUAGAGUGAUGUAAAACUACUUUAUUUAUUAUUAGUCCACUGCUACAUGUCCUAAUACCGUUAUUAUUCAUUCUAAAAAAAAUGUUGUUAAUCGUAUUUGUGAUAUUAUACAUGAAGCACAAUAGGAAUUUUUCUAAGCUACAAAAAAACCUUAUAAUGUUAAUUAAGUCUAAAACGUAAGGAAGAAUCUAUUCAAAAUGCAUUGACAUUCUUUAUAUACCUUAUACAUAAUUUUUUCGUGUAUAUUGAUUUAUCUAUAUAUGAAUUUAUAUUAAAAUUUUAG
Paramecium sonneborni is the source of this 1642-nucleotide messenger RNA. The record is from the annotation of a GenBank genome assembly. NCBI's taxonomy places the organism in Eukaryota, Ciliophora, Oligohymenophorea, Peniculida, Parameciidae.